GAUACAAUGAACCACUCUUCAAUGACUGACUUCAUCCUUGAAGGACUAACAAAACGCCCAGAGCUUCAGGUCCCACUGUUCAUCUUGUUUCUUGUGAUAUAUGUGACCACAGUGGUGGGAAACUUGGGCAUGAUCCUUUUAAUCACCGUCAGUUCGCAACUUCACUCUCCAAUGUAUUAUUUUCUCAGUCACUUAUCCUUCAUUGACCUCUGCUACUCCUCUGUCAUCACGCCUAAGAUGUUGGUGAACUUUGUAUCUGAGAAGAACAUCAUCUCUUUUUCGGGUUGCAUGACUCAGUUUUACUUCUUCCUCCUUUUUGCUAUUGCCGAAGGCUACCUCCUGACAGCCAUGGCCUAUGACCGCUAUGUUGCCAUCUGUAGCCCACUGCUUUACAACAUUGUCAUGUCCCAAAGGGUUUGUUCCAUAAUGAUGGCUGUGGUAUACUCACUCGGUUUCUUUGGGGCUACUGUUCAUACCACACGCUUGACAAUGUUGUCCUUCUGUGGGUCUCAUAUUGUCAGCCAUUAUUUUUGUGACAUUCUGCCCUUGUUGUCUCUGUCUUGCUCCAGCACCCAUAUCAAUGAGAUACUGCUAUUUAUUAUUGGUGGGAUUAAUACCCUAGUGCCCACACUGGCUGUCAUCAUCUCUUAUGCCUUCAUCCUAACUAGUAUUCUUCGUAUCUACUCCACUGAAGGACGUUCCAAAGCCUUUGGCACUUGUAGCUCCCAUAUUUUGGCUGUAGGAAUCUUUUUUGGGUCUAUAACGUUCAUGUAUUUCAAGCCACCUUCCAGCAGUAAUAUAGAAGUAGAUAAAGUGUCCUCUGUGUUCUAUACCACAGUGAUCCCAAUGCUGAAUCCCGUAAUAUACAGCCUGAGGAACAAGGAUGUAAAGAAUGCACUGAAAAAGGUGGUUGGUGGAAGGCAGUCAUCUUAA
Messenger RNA from Arvicola amphibius (Eurasian water vole), 933 nucleotides. RefSeq names its product olfactory receptor 8D2-like. The record is from RefSeq and is a predicted model, not a curated record. The transcript has a single exon. Bases 7 to 933 code for a protein of 308 amino acids. NCBI's taxonomy places the organism in Eukaryota, Metazoa, Chordata, Mammalia, Rodentia, Cricetidae. Gene Ontology annotation, biological process: G protein-coupled receptor signaling pathway; sensory perception of smell. Gene Ontology annotation, cellular component: membrane. Gene Ontology annotation, molecular function: odorant binding; olfactory receptor activity; G protein-coupled receptor activity.